AUGUCCACUAAAGCAUCACGCCUAAAAGCGCUGGAGAACGAACUUGCAGGCUGCUCAAAAGACCUCAAAGUUCAGGUGAAACGCUGUGGGCUCCUCCGCAAGAGGACUCUGAAUGCAACGGACUUGAGGGCUAUGGCGGAAACUAAGCUCAGCUCCAUCUCGCCACCAAAAUUCAGAUCCUUCUUUCCUGCCAACCUCCGUGGCCAUUGUUUCCUAGCUGCUGAUGGCUCUCGUGGUGGCGUCGCCACCACCUCGGACGACUCCCAGCUCGCGCUUCUUUCAGCUGACAUUCGUUCCUUUUCAGUCACCACCACCCUCACUGCAACUCUCUCUGAUCUCACUUUCACUCUGACAAAUGUCUAUGCUCCUUCUGAUCACCAACAAACUCCUGCAUUUCUUGAUGAACUCAAAGAGAUUGCAGAAAUCUUCAACUUGGCCAUCCACGGCCUCUCUCUUCUGGAGCUGCCCCUUCUUGAUAGACUGUUCACCUGGUCGAACAAGCGGGAAAUCCCCACUCUUGCUUGCCUUGAUAGAGUCUUCUUUAACUCGCACCUAGACUCUGUUGUGCCAAACACUACUCUCACUUCACUCCCUCAUGCCACCUCUGAUCACACUCCACUCCUCAUCACAAUUGACACCUCUAUUCCCAAAACUCGUUGCUUCCGCUUUGAGAAUGCUUGGCUACAUGACCCCUCUUUCCUCCCUGCUGUUGAACUGGUUUGGCAUGCUAUUACUAACAAUGCAGGUGGUCCGGCGGGCAUGCUUGCAGCUAGGCUGAAGGACACUCACCGCGUCGCCAAGAAAUGGUCAAAACACAAACACACACCCCUCCUUAUUAACAACUGCAAAUUUAUCAUUCGUCUGCUUGAUCUACUCGAAGAGCAUCGUCGUCUGUGUGCAGGUGAAGCUACUCUCAGGUCUCUGUGUCAAGAAAAGCUCCUCCAACUUCUCAAGGCUCGGGCUGCAUAUUGGAAGCAAAGGGGGAAAUUCAGAGCUGUGAAAGAAGGUGAUGAAAACACAAGAUUUCACCAUGCACAUGCCUCACAGCAGCUACGCAAGAACCAUAUUAAAGCUCUAGAAGUGCAAGGGUUACGAUUCACUGGUCAUGUGGACAAAGAGCAAAUAUUGAGCGACCAUUUCACCUCUUUGCUUGGAAGUCCUGCAGCAACAUCUUGGGACUUUGAUAUUCAUGGAAUCUACAGAGACCUUCCUCGGGUGGAUUCAUUGCCUUUGGUUACUCCAUUCACUGUCUCAGAGGCGCGAGCUGCAAUCAGAGACAUGAACCCCAUCAGUGCCCCUGGUCCGGAUGGCUUUGGCCCAAGGUUCUACCGCUCAGCCUAG
Miscanthus lutarioriparius is the source of this 1341-nucleotide messenger RNA. The record is from the annotation of a GenBank genome assembly. NCBI's taxonomy places the organism in Eukaryota, Viridiplantae, Streptophyta, Magnoliopsida, Poales, Poaceae.